AUGGGAUCUGGAAAGAUCUUGGAAUAUACAGAAUUGGUUCGGGCCACAUCUGAUGGGCCGGACCGGUUCCUCAAUGCCAGACCCACAGUCCACCUCUUCGAAAACCCGGACUUCUUUCAGAGCUUCGAGGUGGAGAAGGGGACCUACCUGGAGGCCGUGCUCUACGAUGAACGGCACGGCGGGCAAGGAAAAGGACUCUGGAGGAUCAAUGGGUCCGAACAAAAGACAAAAGAUGGGGUAUGGCUGUCGGCUAAGCUCAUCGCCGUGAGCGACGCCCACUUGUACGGGUGGCUCACUGAAGGGCCGGGAGAGGCCAUGAAGAGGAACUUCAGGCUUCACCUUUGCAUCACGCCUGAGAAGGAUUGCCCGAAGUGUAAAAAGAAGAAGGAUGUGGAGUUCCACACUGAUGACUUUCGUUCCCUGGAUGCUGGGGACGUGGUUGAUUCCAAAGUGGGCUGGCUCAAGUCGCCCCCAGCCCAAGAUGAUGUCGAGGUCGAGGUGGCGAAACUCACAGGCAACGCCCCGUCAGUCUUUAGGAAUGCCCGAUAUCAACUAGCUGAUGAGAAAGAGGAGAUGCAGCUUGUGCGAGACAUUCUCGCCCGCAUGGAAGCUCAGGGAACUCCCAUGCCUCCAGCUCUGUGGAGCUCAGGCCACCUUGGUGCGAUGAGUGAUGGCAGCAAGCGCUUGCGAGACCAGGAUGAUUUUCCAUCUUCCGAAGAUGAGCUGCUGGGCGAAAAGUGCGCUGGUCGAACCAGUGAGGACUUUGAGCUGAUCCGAGAUGCUCCCAAGUCAAGUGUGGAGUCAGUGGAGAAGUGGGGUGCAACAAUUUGCGCCUUGCCAGAGGUGAAGGAGGAAGCUCCAACAUACCAUGAGAUCGGCACCCUUAGCAAGUUCAAAGAAUACCGCAACUAG
Molecule: messenger RNA, 912 nt
Organism: Cladocopium goreaui
Lineage: Eukaryota; Dinophyceae; Suessiales; Symbiodiniaceae
Source: the annotation of a GenBank genome assembly